Molecule: messenger RNA, 1336 nt
Organism: Rubroshorea leprosula
Lineage: Eukaryota; Viridiplantae; Streptophyta; Magnoliopsida; Malvales; Dipterocarpaceae
Source: the annotation of a GenBank genome assembly
AAAAAAUAUUAUUCUUCCUAAAACAAACUGUAAACUAACAUUCUAGAAGGAAAAUAAAAAAUUACUCCAUAUUUUCCGACAAAAUGAUUUGGCCAAACCCCAGAAAAGAAUAAAAAAACAGUAGAAAAAAUAAUUAUUAAAACAAGAUCAGUCAUGUGGCAACUUUUGAUUGCUCUAGUUCCUAAUUCCUACCAUAAAUACCCACACUAGGUUCUUCUCCUUCACGCCCUACGAAUGCAACACAAGAAAUUAAAGAAACAAUGAGUUUUGGUGAGGUGAAUCCUGAGUUGAUUCCGGGGUUACCCGAAGAGCUGGCACUCGAGUGCUUGACUAGGUUACACCACACGACACACCGACACGCUGCCGGAGUUUGCCGGAGGUGGAGGGAGCUUCUCCAAAGCAAAGAUUUUUACCACCAGAGGAAGCAAAAUGGACACACCCGUUUGACGGCUUGCUUGGUGCAAUCGGUUCAGGACGCCUCCAGUCCUGAUUGGUGCAAACCGGUUGGUCCACCAAACUACCGGAUCACAAUUUUUGACCCCGUGAGUGGCUCAUGGAGCCGUGUUGGUCCGGUUCCGAAGUGCCCUAAUGGACUUCCCUUGUUUUGUCAAGUAACAAGCUCUGAAGGGAAGCUCAUCGUGAUCGGCGGGUGGGACUCGACGACUUUCAGGCCGGUUAGGGAUGUGUUUGUGUAUGACUUCAUGGUCCAAAGAUGGAGGAAAGGUAAGGAUAUGCCGGAGACUCGGUCUUUUUUCGCAAUCGGCCAGUUAUGUGGUCGAGUCAUUGUGGCCGGCGGUCAUGAUCACCAGAAGAACGCGUUGAGAACGGCUUGGGCCUAUGAUGUGGUCCAAGAUGAAUGGACCGAAUUGAGCCCAAUGAGUCAAGAACGGGACGAGUGUGAGGGAGUGGUGGUUGGGUCGGAGUUUUGGGCCGUAAGUGGGUACAAAACGGUUUCCCAAGGUGGGUUUGAGGGUAGUGCAGAGGUACUGAAUCUUGGGUCGGGCCAGUGGAGGCGAGUGGAGGAUGCAUGGAAAGUGGGUCAAUGUCCAAGGUUACGAGUCAAGGUGGGUAGAGAAGGGAAUCUGUCUAAUUGGGCAGGGUAUGGGCCAGAAGCCCAAGGUGGGAUGUGUGCGGUCCAGCUGGAUGAAUGGGCCUUUGUGUCUCAGUCAGCCUACCAAGGAAGGCCACAUGGGUUCUUCAUGCUCAAAGAGCAGUCUGGUAAACUGGAGAAGAGAGAUGUCCAUGUUCCUGUAGAGUUCUCUGGGUUUGUACAAUAUGGUUGUGUUCUGGAGAUCUAAGAAAUGCAAUAAAAAGAGAAGAAAAGUUUUAACAUUUC